UCUGACCCUUGUCUGCUCUGCCUAUUUGUUCACCCUACAUUGGGACCAAAUUUCCCUGUGUUGUCCCAGGGAUUUCUGUCCAUGUGUAAACACAAAUGAAAUUUUGUUUGUUUGUUUAGCAUGGGUUCAGACUAUACUGUCCAGCAACUUGCUGUUUAAAAUGGCUGAUUAACAUGUUUGCUUGCAUAUGAAAAGAGUUUGGAUUCAAUAAAAUAGAGCUUUAAAAUAUACCUCUGUGUGUCGGUGUGGUUUUUAUAUCUCUUUUAUACUGAGGUAUCCCCAUAUUAUUGCCUUAUCAUCUAAAUAUACUUGUAAGUUAGUAAUAAGGUAGAGAGCAGUUGUUAGGGUCCUAGAAGUACUUAACCAUUUCCCUUUUUUGGUUCUUUUAGGUUAUCAGUUUUUAAAUAUGAUACUGAAACAACUAUCUUUAUGGAUAAAGUGUUCUCCAUUUGUAGGAUUAUUUUCCAGGAUGGAUUUAUAGAAUGGAACAAAUAGGACUGAAUUUGCUCUUCAAGAAAUCAUGUCCUCUGGAGGUGCCGAAGAUGACAUCCCACAGGGAGAGAGGAAAACAGUUACCGAUUUUUGCUAUCUUCUGGAUAAAUCUAAGCAACUGUUCAAUGGGUUAAGAGAUUUGCCGCAAUAUGGGCAGAAGCAGUGGCAGUCCUAUUUUGGAAGAACUUUUGAUGUUUACACCAAACUCUGGAAGUUCCAGCAGCAGCAUCGACAAGUCUUGGAUAAUCGGUAUGGCUUGAAGCGGUGGCAAAUAGGGGAAAUUGCUUCUAAGAUUGGGCAGCUAUACUACCAUUAUUACUUACGCACAUCUGAGACCAGCUAUCUGAACGAGGCCUUCUCCUUCUAUUCUGCAAUCAGACAGAGGUCGUAUUAUUCUCAAGUCAAUAAAGAGGACAGACCUGAGUUGGUAGUUAAGAAGCUGCGAUACUAUGCAAGAUUUAUAGUCGUUUGUCUUCUUCUCAACAAGAUGGAUGUUGUGAAGGAUCUGGUGAAGGAACUGUCAGAUGAAAUUGAAGAUUACACUCACCGCUUUAAUACUGAAGAUCAAGUGGAGUGGAACCUGGUGCUUCAGGAAGUUGCAGCUUUCAUUGAGGCGGACCCCGUAAUGGUAUUGAAUGACGAUAAUACCAUUGUCAUCACAUCUAACCGCCUUUCUGAAACAGGAGCCCCAUUGCUGGAGCAGGGCAUGAUUGUGGGACAGCUGUCUCUGGCUGAUGCACUCAUUAUUGGUAAUUGUAAUAACCAGGUUAAGUUCAGUGAACUAACUGUUGACAUGUUCCGGAUGUUACAAGCCUUGGAAAGGGAGCCAAUGAAUUUAGCUUCCCAGAUGAAUAAGCCAGGAAUGCAGGAAUCAGCUGACAAGCCUACAAGGCGAGAAAACCCCCACAAGUACCUGCUCUACAAACCCACCUUCAGCCAACUGUACACUUUCUUAGCAGCAUCUUUUAAGGAGCUGCCUGCCAACAGUGUGCUUCUGAUUUACCUUUCGGCCACCGGUGUUUUCCCAGCAGGUCGUUCUGAUAGUGAAGGUCCUUAUGAUUUUGGAGGGGUACUUACUAAUAGUAACCGGGAUAUUAUAAAUGGAGAUGCCAUCCAUAAAAGAAAUCAGUCCCACAAAGAAAUGCACUGCCUCCACCCCGGAGACCUCUAUCCUUUCACGAGGAAGCCCCUGUUUAUCAUCGUGGACUCAUCCAACAGCGUCGCAUACAAGAAUUUCACAAACUUAUUUGGACAGCCACUAGUCUGCUUACUUUCUCCUACAGCUUAUCCAAAAGCUUUACAAGAUCAAUCUCAACGAGGUAGCCUCUUCACUCUCUUUUUGAACAAUCCUCUAAUGGCCUUCCUAUUUGUCUCUGGAUUGUCAAGCAUGCGUAGAGGCCUGUGGGAAAAGUGUCAAGAAUAUCUUCGAAAAAUCAACCGCGAUAUUGCCCAGCUACUGACCCAUUCACGUUCAAUAGAUCAGGCAUUCCUCCAGUUUUUUGGAGAUGAAUUUCUUCGCCUGCUUCUCACAAGAUUUGUCUUUUGUUCAGCCACCAUGAGGAUGCACAAGAUUUUUCGGGAAACACGAAACUACCCAGAAUCAUAUCCACAACUGCCACGGGAUGAAACGGUGGAGAACCCUCAUCUCCAGAAGCACAUUUUGGAAUUGGCAUCCAUUCUGGAUGUUCGAAACGUGUUCUUUGAAAAUACCAUAGAUGACUAUUAAAACAAAAACCCUCUUGUCGAAACACUUUUUCAUUUGCCACAGAUUUUAAAUGGUGCCGUUUUCUAAUGUGAUGACAGACACAUAGUGGUGUUACUUCGUUUUUAUUUUUUAUUUUAGGACCACCAUUUUAAAAACAAAUCGAAAACAUUGUUCAAACUUUUAGGGUGACUGUUUUAAAAUACAAUCUUUCAGGUCUUUUAAAAAACUCGCUUAAUCUUGGGAUUUUAAUUGUUUUGGUUUUGAGGUAUGGAGACCUGCCUCCAGCUUCUCAUCCUACACUCAGAUAGUCACUGUUCUCACCCUGCGAAGAGUAAAUUAUUUAUUUUUGUAUGAUGAGGAAAACCCAACUCUUAAACUUGGACCUUACAUGUGUGGAUUUGAAAAAUAUGUAAUUGUUCACAGAGAUGAAACUAGCCAGCAUGGACUACUAAAAAUCAAGAACAGAGUCCUGCCAUGAUAUUUCUUUUCAUUCCAAGUUAGUCGGUAGAAAAUGUGUGAUUCUCUGAAGAGUAUAAUCAGGACAGUUCUUGAAAUUGUUUAAUUUGCUUAAAUACUGUCAGAAUUUCAGAAAUUGUAUAAGAUUUGCGUCUGAAAGCUAAAGCUUUAAUUGGGGUCUUGAGAAUGAUAAAUAUCACCUGGAAUGUGUGAGUCCUGUGUUGUUAUGAGAUAUAUUUGCAUAUUUUGUUUUCUUUGUAGUGCUGGAAAUGAAAAAGAACAACUUUUAAAUAUUUCACUUAAGAAUCAGAUUGUCGGUUUUAUAACACAGUAUCUCCAGUAGGAAUUCUAUUUAAACUCUUCAUUCAUGAGAUGAGGUGUAAAGACCGUCUGGAUUGAAGUCCGUGGUGUACAGUGCAGAGUUUGUAAUCUUUUUGCAGAGUUCAAGUUUAUGAGACUUCAGAGUCAUAGAUGUUGUUCAUUUUACUUGGGGGUAACUGAAUUGUUGUGGAAGUUGCUUUUGCAUUGACAAUUUGGCAAUAAUGAGAUGUUUUUAAAACUUCUUGUAUUUAAUAUUUUAUAUUCGUGCACACGGUUUUUAUUACUUUAAGUAGGGCUCAGUGUAUAAUAUAAAGAUUUUUGUGUUUUUUGCCCUGUCAUCCCCUUCAUAAUUUCACAGGUACUAACUAUAACUAGCUAUGAUGCCCCCCCCCUUUGACUCCAUAGAGUUCAAGUUCAGAAAGUUAUGAAUCAAAAGCCCUUUUACUUAAUUUUCUGUACAGGCUCACAGUCUACCUCUGGCAGUCCCAGGGGAAAUGAGGUGAUUGCUUUUGGUGCCUCUUUCCUAUGUCCCUAGGGAAGUUUUUUUUAACUGUAAUAUUUUUAACUUGGUUUUCAUUUCUGUCAUAGGGAAUUAUUUGGGUCUGAGUUAUUCAUAUACCUGUUCCAAUUUGCUGAUUUUUCAUCUGAAGUCUUAAAGUUAUUUGUUCUUGGUUUUGGGGGACUUUGUGGUGUUUAAUAGGUUUUUAAAUUAUUUUUGUUUGUUCUUUUAAACAUGAUUUCAGAAAGCUUUGGAAAAGUUAUUCUGGAUGGAGAUUACCUUUGUUAGUGAGUUGUUUUUCAUUAUCAGAUAAAGAUGCUGUCCAUUUUUUUGGCCCCUUAAGCAACUUCAUAACUUUCCUAUUACCUUGGUGUUCACCUAGACUCCUAGUUGUGUGACCUCUUGUUUCAGUUCUCCCGCAGUUCUUUGCCAGUAACAUUCCCAGUGACGCAUAUUUUCCUGUUUUCUGAUCCUUAAAAUGAUAUUUUACAUCCUGAGCUUUGUCCUCACCUGUUUAGCAUGAAGAACACUGGUCUGAGAACUAGGAGGCCUGAGUUCUAAUCCUAGCUUUCCUGGUAACUAGCUUUAUGCCCUUGGCAGGUGUCUUCAUGUCUCUGCUUUUUAACAUUCUCAUCUGUAAAAUGAAGGCUUUGGCCCAAGGUCCUGUCCAACUCAGUGGUUCUAUAAUUUGAACUCUUGCUUCCAAAAGGUACUGAUGUCUCCACCCCUGCUACCUGGAUAACUAGCUUUCCUGAUUUUAGUGUACACAUUUUCUUUUCUAGAUCAUAUUUAACUAGUUUUUAUUCAAAAAAAUAUCUGGGUCCUACUUAAUUGUUGUAGAAACUAGUUCAGAGAGAGAAUCUGAAAUAUUAGAGCUUUUGUGGUUAGAAAUGUGUGUCUAAGAACAAGGAGUCUUAGAAAUCACAACUAGGGUUUAGAUCAUGGCAUUGCUUCUUAAGCUAAUAGCAGUGUAAUUCCUUACUGCUUAGUAAAAAAUCUUAAGUGAACCGAAGUGAUCUUGAGAGGAAAACUGCUAGAAAAUUCUAAGCUAUUGUUUCAUUCCUGCCUUCAAAAAGAAAUGUUUUGAACAACAACUCUACUCUAGAUUUUGUUCCAGGCAUUGAGGAAGCAAACAAAGUAGACUUAAAAAUUCUGGUCUUCAUGAAGCUUUCUCUAGUAAGAAGAGUCAGGAAAUAAAUAUAAUAAUUAAGUAAGUUUAUGUUAGAAAGGUAUAAGUAAUAUUAAGAAGAGUGAGAGCAUGGCGAGAGCCAUUUUCCGUUUGUUUUGGGGCCAAGAGCAAUGUUGAAAUGAGUGACCAGGGUAGGCCUUAUUGAGAAGAUUGCAUUCGUGCAAACACUUCGUAUCUUUGUCUUUUCUCUCUUUUUACUUUUUAUUGUGAAAGUUUUAAUCAUAAACAGUUUAAUGAACCCUCUCAUACCCACUAUCCAGCUUCUACAUUUUAAGGUGUUCCUUUAAUCAAGGAAGAAGAAACGUAAAAGAACAGUCACCCGGUGGGUUCGAGCUGGCCAUGGCAGAGAAGCUCAUUUUCUCAGUGCAAAUGGCUCCCCUUUAUAAAUAUAAAAAUAUCGAGCCCUUUAUUUAUUUUUAGAAUUCAUUAAAAUUUAAAUAUUGGAACUAAGAACAAAGCAAUAGGAAAGGGCACUUUUUUGUUUUCAAAUUGCACAAACUCCCCCUGGAGAUUCUGAUACAGUCUCUCACCUCUCAAGAGUCACAGUGAACAGAAUGCAAAGUAUAAGACCUGCAAGAAGUCAGGCAUCCACCAGACAAAAUGAAGCACAAUAGAGUUAUUUUCUCUCUCUACCUGUACAUUUCUGAAGUUGGUAAAGCACCUGUCUUCCCUGUUUUACAGAAGAGAAAUCUAACCCCCCUCCCCCCCAAAAAACAACAGCAAACACCUGUCAGUCUCUUCACAGUGAUAGUGUUAGGACUCAGAUCUCCUAAUCUCAGCCUAGUCUUUCCAGUAGCUCAGGUGGUUUUCUAUAAUGAACAAGAAAGAAAUCAUUAGAGAUUUAUAUUUUGGCACAAAGGUUAUGGUAUUUUUUAAUAUCAAAUAUUAGAACCACUAAAGCAGUCAGCCCUAGCAAAUUUUUAUUUAUUAAUUAUAAAAAAUCCACAAGUUAGACAUUUAAUCUUUGAUUUUGGCCAGGCUGUAGAGUGUGUGUGUGUGUGUGUGUGUGUGCGUGCGUGCGUGCGCACGCGCUCGCGUGUGCGCUCCUCUUAGGAAGUGGUGCUCUCAAAACCUCUCAAAGCACAUAGAAUUUAUUGUGCCCUUUAUAUCUUUAUCAAGUUGAAAUGUUUUGAGAUUAUAAAAGCAAAGUACAAUCCAGUCAUGACUGACAUUUUCCUGAUGUAGGAUCUGGGUUUUAUUUUUCCUCACUUGUGGCUUCUGCCCUUGAUUUUGUUCUUGCAGUAGAAUUCCCUGAAACAGAUUAGGUGGUGACAGAACUGAAUUUCAUUGAGAUAAAGGGAAAAUCAAUUGAUCUGCUUUUUAAUGUAUCCGUUAUGGAGCUUUCUGUAGCAUUCUUCUUCAAGUUUAAUCUCUGACCUGUGUGACUUAGUAACUUUCUCUCUCUCAGAAGGGGUUUGGACUCCAUUGAAAAAUCUUGUACUUAGUUAUCCAUGGAGACUUGUAAUCAGCCUGAUUAUACAGAGAACAUUCUUGACUGGAAAUAUAGUGAGGUAUGAAGGGCUGCAAACUUGGCUACUGCCAGUGAUUCAGAACCACCUCCCCACCCAAAGUGAGUAAAAAGAUUUGAGCUUAAUAUGAAUGGUAUGGAUCUCCUGGUAACGUUUUGGGUGUCUAUGUUCCUAUGUGUGUGUUUGGAGAGUGUAAAGAGUAUUUACAUUGAGGGCUCUUUUGUUGACUUUAUUUAUUUGAAGUUCUUAUUUGUAAUGGCAUGUGUAUAUUUUUAUGAUGCUAAAUGCAAUCUCUAUGUAUACUUUUUGUACAUAUGUACAUAUUUGUAAAUAUAUUGGUAUGCAAUGAUAUAGUAUGUGUAUAUUAUAUACCCAUACCCAUUGUGGGCUGAAUUUAUUUAAGUUCUGUGAGGACAUCAUAGUGGCAUUGUUUGUGCUGCUAUAAUUAGGUUGUAGCUGAAUCUCAUUCAUGAGCCUCUAUUUUGAGGGGCUUGUGUUUGGGUAAAAUGGGUUAAUUUGGAGUUGAAUUUA
Miniopterus natalensis is the source of this 6662-nucleotide messenger RNA. RefSeq names its product suppressor of cancer cell invasion (gene SCAI). Gene Ontology annotation, molecular function: transcription corepressor activity. The record is from RefSeq and is a predicted model, not a curated record. NCBI's taxonomy places the organism in Eukaryota, Metazoa, Chordata, Mammalia, Chiroptera, Miniopteridae. Gene Ontology annotation, biological process: DNA-templated transcription.